Messenger RNA from Orbilia oligospora ATCC 24927, 1578 nucleotides. RefSeq lists its product as uncharacterized. The transcript is spliced from 2 exons. Lineage: Eukaryota; Fungi; Ascomycota; Orbiliomycetes; Orbiliales; Orbiliaceae. The coding region runs from base 1 to 1578 and encodes 525 amino acids. Gene Ontology annotation, molecular function: protein serine/threonine kinase activity; ATP binding. The record is from RefSeq and is a predicted model, not a curated record. Gene Ontology annotation, biological process: peptidyl-serine phosphorylation; autophagy. Gene Ontology annotation, cellular component: cytoplasm.
AUGGAGUCUAUCAAAGAUCAACUUAGAGUUGGAUCCUUCCUUGACAACCGUUAUGAAGUGAUCUCACCACUCAACCAUGGCUCCUUUGGUAUGGUCUCUCUUGCCCGUGACGUCCAGGAGAACGAUUUGGUAGCUAUCAAGUGUCUCGUCAAGCAAGCUAACGAAGGCAACGUCGAGUUCGACGACGAUGCCCAAGAGCUUUACUACCAUUCGUUGCUCGGGACUCACCCCCAUAUUGUCAAUGUCCGCCACUCCUUUGAGACAAGCUCGCACCUCUUCAUCGUCCUCGAGUAUUGCUCAAUGGGUGACUUGUACGAGGCCAUCCGCCUUGACAGAGGACCCUUGGAGACUGAGCACGUUCGCGACUUCAUGUUGCAACUCCUCUCAGCCGUUGAACACAUGCACUCCAAGGGUGUCUACCACCGAGACAUCAAGCCAGAGAACAUCUUCCUUACUCAUGAGGGUGACAUCAAGCUUGGUGACUUUGGUUUGGCCACUACGGACAAGCUCUCCGACGACGUCUGCGUCGGAAGCGACAGAUAUAUGGCUCCAGAACAAUAUGAUCCCUCCACCGGCCCUUACGAACCCGCAAAGGCUGACAUCUGGUCUAUCGGUAUCUGCUUGUUGAACGUUCUCUUCGCUCGCAACCCAUUUACCAUCCCAACCCGUGAGGAUCCAUUGUUCCGUGACUUCUCCUAUGACCGCGAAACUUUGUUCGAUAUCUUCCCGACAAUGUCUGAGCAGACCUACGAGGUCCUCAACCACUGCCUUCAACUCGAUCCAUCCAAGCGCUCUCUGGAGAUGGUUCGCCUUGCGAUUAUGAAUGUUACUGCUUGGUCAACUGACGACGAGAUGUACGAUGAUUACUGCAUCGAAGAUCGUGACGCUCAGGUUACUGCCAGCACCCGUGAGCCACUCCGAACUCCAUCUCUCACGGCUCCUCAACCAGUUGCUGGUGGUGGUUUCCCAUGGGCUCAAGCUCUCAACAACACCCACCAACGACAGCUCUCCACGAUUUACGAUGAACCGUACGUUGCUGUCCCCUCAGCCGAGAAGCAAAUCAACCUACCAGAGUCUUAUGACUCUGGCCUUGGCAUGUCUAUUCCUUCUUCCUUGCCCAAGAAGUCCAGCCCAUUCAAGGCUGUCUCUUACUUCUCCAACUCCCGCAUCGAAAUCAUCCCUCCAAAGCCCUUCAAGCUUGCUAGUGUCAACACCAGCGUUAAGGCUCAACCUACUUUGUCCCCUGUCACUCCUACCUUUGUUUCCAAUGCUACCAUCCCAAGUGUUCCCAUCAAUGUCUCCAAGAAGCCCGUCACCUAUACCAGCAAGGCCGAUUCCGGUGUCUCUAUGAGCUGGAGUGAUAUCUUCGACGAGGAUGAGGAGGAAGAACAACUUGCCAUGCAACGUGUCAAGGAAAACAAUGCCCGUACCUGGAGUGCCGACAAGAAGGUCACCACUACCAAAAGCGUCAUCAAGGACAAGUUUAUCGAUGAUGACGUCUUCGGUAUCGAGGUUGAGCAAGAGGUCGACGAUGAUUCCGAGUGGGUUACCGGAGGUUGGGAUGACUUCCACAUAUAA